CUGGGGGGUUAUAACCGAAAAGCUGAGCGUGAGCGCCAUCUCUCAGCGAUGGCAACUGCAGCCUAGUCGGCAGGAACUCGUUGGCGUUGUUGCCUGUUCUCCAACGAAAUGAGAGAGGGGAAAAAGAUAACGACCACAAAUUGAAACGAAGUUAUGCGAAAAGCAUCAAAAUAUUUCUAUAUAUUGAAAUGAAGCCGCACAAGCUUUUCAAGCAUGCAGACUUGCGAUCCCGUUAGCUGCUGCGAGAAUUAUUGCCCCCUCAGCCAUGCAGUGAUUUUUGUGUUUGUUACGUCCUGCCCUUUUUUACCUCCCCUCCUUAAAGCGGUGAACGGGUCACUUUAAACUCCCUCCCUUGUUAAAGCGCAAAGAAAAAACUUUUUCUCCUCCUUCUUCUUGAGAAGCUGUGCGUUCUCAAAAAUGGCAGACCGGAGGAUUCGUAAGGCUCGUUUCAGCAGCCGGGACCUGUGUGUCCUGGUGGAUGCGGUGAUGGAAAGACGGGAGGAUAUCUUCGGGCGGGGAGGUGACCCUCCCGACACGCAGAGGAGGAGGGAUGCCUGGCAGUACGUUACAGAGAGAGUCAAUGCAGUUUCCGGAACCCACCGGACCUGGGAGGAAGUCCGCAAGAAGGUGCACGACUUGAAGAAAAGCACAAAGGAAAAACUCGCUUAUAAUAGAAGAUCAUGGCAGACAGCGGGUGGUGGUCCCCCAGAUGUCAAAACGUUGACGGAAUUUGAAAAUGAUAUGAUCGUUGUGUUUGGAAAGGAAAGUCUUGAAGGCCUUCGACCCGUGGAUAUAGGUACCAUGCCAAGACAUAUUCCACAAAGAGAACACAGUGGACAACACGUGGUAUCAGAAGAGCAACAUACACCUGAAUGCCAAUUGUCACCAAUCCUACAAGGCAACAACACAGAAAUGCCUCUAGUUAGAGGUAUAAAGGAUGAGAAUCAGGAAACACCAAGUGAGUCACUGAGCACUAGUGAAGAAUGGGAGGAAGUGGUGGUGGGUGAUGAAGGGGCAACUGUUGAAGCAUGGAGACCCAGUGUGGUAGGUGCAUCUACUCAGCUGGAUGCAGUUACAGACCUUAAUGGGCCUGCUUUCAAACGGAGACUGUUAGAACAUGGAGUCCGUGUUGAGCAGUCACUAGCCUUCAUGCACACCACUUUGGAAGAUGGUAUGGUUAGGUUGGAUCAGCGAUUGUCCUCACUGCAGUCUGCCAUUGAGCAGAUAGCAACACCAAUGACAGCUGCAGUCGAAACCUCACUUAUGCAUGCUAUAGGCACAGCAGGAGCAUCUCUUAUGAAUGCUCACAAUGUUGCUAUGGAAGCUUUGGGGUCAAAACUUAAAGAAGCAGUUGUGGCUGGCUUUGAUUCACUAGGAGAACAGUUACAUGGAACCAUGACAGAGGGAUUCAAAAAUCUCAUUGCAGCACAAUGUUCUACACUUACACAAAUGAUUGCGUAUUGUGAGGAGAUGCCCUCCACCAGUGGCAUGAGUGAAGUUCAGACAGUUGACACUCAUGUUAGCACCAGUUCUGUGCCCCCACACAUCUCUGCACAAGUAACAGGGGGGAUAGUAAUUUGACAAAAACUGAAAAGAUACUUUAUCAUUAUGUAAUCUUUAAUGUAAAGCAAUUUACUGUAUUUGUAAGUUUAAAAAUAGCUGUAGACAUCACAGUUUCCUCAGCUGUCAUUCUAUUUUAGGGCUUUGAGAUAAUAUAACUGAAAGCGCUUUUUCCAUACACAACACCAAUUUUAAAAGAACAUUUAAAUUUCUACUAGGGUUUAUUUUUUUUCUUGCUUUGAAUUCACUUAAGAACUUAAGAAAUAGCAGGAGUAGGCCAUUUAACCCUUGAGUCUGCUGCACCAUUCAAUAAGAUCAUGGCUUAUUUGAUUGUGGCCUUCACUCCACUUUCCUGCCUGUCCACACAUAACCCCGACUCCUUUAUCAAUCAAAAAUCUGUCUGACUCAGCCUUGAAUAGAUUCAAUGACCCAGCCUCCACAGCUCGCUGGGGAAAAGAAUUCCAAACAGUAACAAACCUCAGAGAAGAAAUUCCUCAUUUCCAUCUUAAAAUGGGAGUGCCCUUAUUAAACUAUUAAACCUAGUUCUAAAUUCCCCAUGAGAGGUAUUAUACUCUCAUCGUCUACCCUGUUAGGCCCCCUCAGAAUCUUGUAUAUUUCAAUAAGAUCACUUCUCAUUCUUCUAAACUGUAAUGAAUAUAGAGCAAACUUGCUCAACCUUUCCUCAUAAGACAACCCCUUCAUCCAGGAGUCAAUCUAGUGAACCUUCUCUUAACUGCUUCUCUUAAGUAUAGUUCUCCUUGAGUUAGGAGAUCAAAACUGUACAGACUACCCCAGGUGUAGUCUCACCAAUGCUCUUUACAGUUGUAGAAAGACUUUCCUACAUUUAUACUUUAUUCCCCUUGCAAUAAGGGCCAACAUUCUGUUUGCCUUCCUAAUUACUUGCUGUAUCUGCAUGCGGACUUUUAGUGACUCAUGUACGCCCAUAAUAAACACCAUUGUGCAUUUAAAAAAUGUCCUAGUAAAUGGUAAUAUAGUUGUGUGUUAUAACAUCCAUGUUAAGGUUCUACUUAAAAGUAUUCAUAUCUUUUAGGCUGUAGAUAAGUUAACAUUUGGGAAUAGCAUCCACAAACUUGUGUAUCUACCAUUUAACUCAGGACAUUGUAUAUUAAAUUCUGCAUUAACAUUGUAGUGUUUUUGUAACAUUGUAUUGCUGCAGUCUGGUUAAACUUGUGCCAUUGCUAAUUUAUGUCUGGCAUUAAUAACGUCCUGUUUCAGGCAAUCAUUCACCCUCAAAUGCAACAACAAUCUCAUCAUUGUUGGCUCUAAGUAUAUAUUUAAGAAUGCAUCAAAAGAAAAACGUAGCUCGACCCUCAAGUUCUGAGAUCCUGCGAAAACUUGAAAAAAUACAUGUCUAGAGCUGGAAAAGUAUUUAAUGAGUUGGUUUUAAAACAUUAAAAAGACGAUUUUCCAAAUGUUGCAGGAACAGAUCCUUUCUAAAUCUCUUGUGAUCUGCCCCAAGAACACGUUUGAUUUUAAGAAUGUGUAGUAUUAACCUAAUAAUGUUUGAGCGUAAUUUUAUAAAUAAAUAUUGCAGUUACUUUCAUCUGUAAAA
Molecule: messenger RNA, 3133 nt
Organism: Carcharodon carcharias (great white shark)
Lineage: Eukaryota; Metazoa; Chordata; Chondrichthyes; Lamniformes; Lamnidae
Product: myb-related transcription factor, partner of profilin-like
Exons: 3
Coding region: 418-1581 (387 amino acids)
Cellular component (GO): nucleus
Source: RefSeq, a predicted model, not a curated record